This is a messenger RNA of Ustilaginoidea virens, 1341 nucleotides long. RefSeq lists its product as uncharacterized. The transcript is spliced from 2 exons. Gene Ontology annotation, molecular function: ornithine decarboxylase activity. Gene Ontology annotation, cellular component: cytoplasm. The coding region runs from base 1 to 1341 and encodes 446 amino acids. The record is from RefSeq and is a predicted model, not a curated record. NCBI's taxonomy places the organism in Eukaryota, Fungi, Ascomycota, Sordariomycetes, Hypocreales, Clavicipitaceae.
AUGGUUAUGGCAACAGCUAUCCUCGAAAGCCACAAUCAAAAUGUUAACCAUGUGUCAAUGAAAAAGCCGCUUUUGGCGGAUUAUCGCCAUCACCAUGCGUUGGUCGACGCCAAAAAGCUCGUUGGGGAUGCGCUUCACCAACGCGUAGAAUCUGUCGACCAUGAGCUGUGCGAGCCUGGGGAUGAGGAUACAUUCUACGUUGCCGACCUUGGCGAGGUGUAUCGACAGCAUCUGCGAUGGAAGAAGAAUUUGCCACGUGUCAAGCCCUUUUAUGCUGUCAAGUGCAAUCCUGACGCUCAAGUUCUCCGUCUCCUAGCCGAGCUCGGUACCGGCUUUGAUUGCGCGUCAAAGGGAGAAAUCGAGCAGGUGCUCAGGAUGGGAAUCAGCCCCGAGCGCAUCAUAUACGCUCAACCGUGCAAGACAAACUCGUACGUCCGCUUUGUCAAGUCGGUUGGCGUGCAGCAGAUGACGUUCGACAACGCCGACGAGCUCUACAAGAUUGCAAAGCUUUUCCCCGAAGCCGAGCUGUUUCUGCGCAUCAUGACGGACGAUGCCUCCAGCCUGUGCCGGCUGAGCAUGAAGUUUGGUGCUCCGAUGGACACCACCGAGGGUCUCUUGGCUGUGGCAAAGACGCUGGGGCUCAAGGUAGUCGGGGUCAGCUUCCACGUCGGAUCAGGUGCUUCUGACCCCCUGGCAUUCUACAAGGCGGUGCGUGACGCACACACCGUCUUCCAGCAAGCUGGCGAGAUUGGGCUCCAUCUGCGCACGCUCGACGUCGGAGGCGGCUUUUGCGGAGACAGCUUUGAGCAAAUGGCCGGGGCCUUGCGCGGCGCCUUGGACGAGUUUUUCCCGGCCGGCAACAGUGUCAACAUCAUUGCCGAGCCCGGGCGGUAUUACGUCUCGACUGCCUUCACCAUUGCUUGCAACAUCAUUGCCCGACGCACCGUUGAGGAUCCCACGCUCGACGGCAAGGGCUACAUGGUGUAUGUCAACGACGGUGUCUACGGCAACUUCUCCAGCAUCAUGUUUGACCAUCAGCAGCCGGUUGCCAAGGUGCUCCGAUGCAACGGACGAACCGUCUACAACACGCCCUCGGCCCAUGCGUGCAGCGCAGGGGAGGGCGUCGAGUAUUCCGUCUGGGGACCGACCUGUGACGGCAUUGAUCGCAUCAGCGAGAGCAUUCGGUUCGACCGUGUCCUAGACGUCGGCGACUGGCUUUACUUUGAAGACAUGGGCGCUUACACCAAGUGCUCUGCCACUCAGUUCAACGGCUUCUCCAACUCGCACGACGUCUUGUAUGUGUGCAGCGAGCCAGGAGCCAGGGCUCUGCUGAGCAUGUAA